GAAGCGCAACGCUCAGCUGCUAAAUUGUAACAAAGCGUCGCUCCGCAAAACCUGGUCGUCCCGCCACCCGCUGGAUACAACGGAGCCGUGAGAACCUCCCGGCACGACAUGAAGGAGAGACAGAGUUUUCAUUAAUAAAGUAGGGGGAAAAAGGUGGGUGGUGCUAUGGGAUGGAUGAAGCAGAACAGAAAAAGUAUGUGUCUCAGCUGAAGGAUGUGUUUGAUAGCUGCGAUACCACAGGGACAGGAUACCUCGACCAGGAGGAAUUGACUGAACUGUGCCAAAAGCUUCACCUGGAGGCCCAGAUCCCUCUCCUACUGCAGACACUUUUGGGCAGCAAUCUUCAUGCCAGGGUGAAUUUUGAGGAGUUUAAAGAAGGUUUUGUUGCUGUAUUAUCUACUGCUGUCGACCUUAGUACCUCAGAAGAUGAGAGCAGUUAUUUAGAACCACCAAUCCUAGAGGAGGUUGAGCCAAAGUACGUCAGGGGAUCAAAACGAUAUGGCCGUCGGUCCUUGCCAGAAUUCCUUGAUUCUGAGGAGGUCGAUACUACAGGUGACUUGGAGGAGCCGUUUCACUUUAAGGCUGAGCCCUUCGUGCAAACCACCAAAAGAAGUCAGUUGAGACGCUCAACAUCUCUUGAAAGUGUAGAGAGCCUCAAGUCUGAUGAAGAGCUUGAAAGCCAUAAAGAACCUCAACACGAGACCUUUGAAGCACUGGGUCAGCUGAGCAGAUGCAAUCCCAAUGGCUUUGAUUGUCCCCGAAGGUCAUCCACUCCUUGCCCUGAAGCCACAGAAGAUCAUGUGCAAACUAUCUGGGAGGAGUUGGGAGUGGGGAAGAAUGGCUACCUUAACCGAGAGGAAUUGGCGAUGGUCUGCAAUAAUAUUGGCCUGAAGGACCUCAAAAACCAAGAAGUUGACAGUCUUUUCAGAAGGCUGGACAAAGACGGAGAUGGCAAAGUGAGUCGUGGUGAAUUUCUUCGUGGCUUGUUUCGGCAUGGACCCACAUCUUCUACGCCCUGUAAAAAGAAAUACCAUCGAGGCCGCAACCAGAGUUUUGACGAGAACAGGCACAGAACAGCAACUCCAUCUUUAAUAUCAGGCAAGGCUGGUUCACAGUUGUUUUCUGCUCUUGAUGAUGGCACUGGCUAUGCAUCACCUGAACAAAUAAUUAACAUGUGGCAGGAAGAUGGAAUUAAAAACAGUCAAGAGAUAUUACAGACCUUAGAUUUCAGUGUGGAGGAGAAAGUGAAUCUUGAAGAGCUCACUAAUGCACUGGAGAAUGAGUUAAUGUCCAGCAAAAAUGGGAUUCACCUGGCAGCAUUAACCUGCUACAAGAAUGAAAUUGACCACCUUCAGGGGCAGAUUCAGCAGAUGUACAAGGAGAGAGACAAGUUGAAACUGGACCUGGAUCGAGCAGAGAAGCGAAAUGUGCAGCUGGCCAAAGAGGUUGAUGAUCGACAUGCCACCAUUGAGUUGCUCAAUGAGACCAAAAUCAAGCACUUGGAUCAAGGGUACAAGGAGAAGAUGGCAGCAGUUAAAGUUCAGAUGGACAAGGCUCAGGAGUUGAUUGUACAGCAGGUGAACAUGCAACGGGUGGAACUGGAGUAUGAGCUUGACUCUCUCCGAUCGGAGGAGAUCUCUUCCCGGGAGAAGCUUAACCUUGCAAUGAAGGAGAGCAAGCGGUUGCAGAAAGAACUGACGGAGACGUUGGAGAAGUUGGCUGAAUCUGAGAAGUUAGUUUGCAGGUUGCAGAAGGACCUUGACUACAUGCUGAAAGACAAAUUUGGAGCACUGGAUAAUCCGAAUAUCGAGCUCUUUGGGCAAGAGGAGCGCUUUGCGGAGAUUAUAAUGGCAUAUGAGCAACAGUGCAGGGAGUUACGUGACCGCAAUGACGAGUUGCAGUCCGAAAUGGAGGUGCUCCGCUCCCAGCUGCACAUCAGGAAGCACCGCCGUUCGGGCAGUAAUAAUAAGAAUUCCAUUUCUAUGCGAGCUGCUGACUGGGUCGUCAGGUGUGCCGCUGAUCCUGAUAAGGUUUCACCAGUAGACCCAUGUGCCAAUGUGAGCAUUGAAACAGAGAUUGCAAUCGAACAACAGAGAAGGCAGCACCUACAGGAAGUGCAAGACCUUAAGAUACAAUUGGAAACGAAGGUAAAUUAUUAUGAGCGAGAGAUUGAACUGAUGAAGAGGAACUUUGAGAAAGAGAGGAAGUACAUAGAACAAAGCUUCAAGGUUGAGAUCAGUGAACUGGAGGACGAACGGAUGACAAGAAGCCAGGAGAUGGAGCGACUCCGGGGUGUAGUAAACGAGCUCCGAGAUCAGCAGCAAGGAGCAGAAGCCAGGCAGGCACUGGCAAUCACCGAGCUGUUGAGAGAACAGGAAACUGCUAACGCGGCCCUGCGGGAGGAGCUGAGGGAGAAACGGGAGGAGAACGCGAACCUCAGAGCAGAAGAGCUCGGGAAGGAUGGAGAGGUGGCCAGGGUGUUGGAGGCACAGAUCGAAAUGAAGCUGGCGCAGCAGAAACGGGAACUGGAAGAGGUGUUUGAGCGGGAGAGGGCAGAGCAGCAGCAGGCCCUCACCAAGGAGAGGUCGGAGGUGGAGCAGCGACUUUCGAAGGAGAAGCUGCAACUGGAGGUGGAGCUGCAACUCCAGCAUCAGAAGGAACUGCAGCAACUGAGGAAGGCAACACAGGAUGAAUUUAACCAGAGGUUAUCACUUUUGGAGGUCGAGCACAUGUCUUUGACAGAAAAGAAUCAGUCUGAGCUGAUCCAGAGACACGAGCUGAAGAUCAAGGAGCUGAUGAGGCAGCUGAGUCUGGAGCGAAAUCGAUGGGCUGCCCAAGUUCAGACCAUUCACAAUGAGGCCAACAAGGAGAAGCAGAAACUGCAGGAGGAACAAGCUGCGAUUUGCAGCAGGUUUGAAAUGGAAAGCAAGUACAAAGAAGAGAUUGAAAGCUUAAAGGCACAAGUGAAAGGAAUACAGCAGGUGAACGGUUCUGGAGAUCAAACCCAUUGGGACAACCCAGGCCUUUGCCAAGGGAUCCAUGCCCAGCCCUCGACCAAUGAGGUGCAGCUUCCUGCAGUGUUGAAAAGGAAAGAGGAGGAGAUGCUAAGCUGGCAGCAGGAAAGAGACGAGCUGGAACUAAAGCUGAAGCAAGUAAUGGAAGAAUCUGAGAAAAAAGUGCAAUUGCUUGAAAAUGAGAUAAGGAACCUGCGAACCUUGGUAACUAAGCUGGAGGCAGGGAAUGAAGCUGAGGAGAAGUACAGAUAUGAGUCUGAAAUGCUUGCUGAAGAAAACUCUUCUUUGAAAAGGAAAGUAGCAGUGUUUCAUCAGGAUUUCCAGGAUCUGGAAGGAAAAGUUAAUGAACAAAGAAAACAAGUGGCUUGGUUGAAAGAUGAAAGGGAGUGCAGUCAGAGGGAAUUCAAGGAACUUCAAAACCAGAUUAAACAGUAUACAACAGAGAUCGCCCAACUCAGCACCAAAAAUCUGCAGCUGAGCAAUCAGAACUCCCAGAUGAAUGUCAAGGUAGAUGCCAGUCAGAGCACCAUCCAGCUGCUCAGUGCAAGACUAGCUGAACUUGGCCAACAGAAGGAGGAGGUGGCCAGAGUUUCCAGACAACUGCAAGAGACCUGCGGCAGCUUGGAAAAGGAGUGUUUCCAGCAGCAGUCUGCAUGGGAAAGUGAGAAAGGUCUCAUGCAAAAGGAAAUGAGGGCAUCUCAGGAGAAGAUAAAGAACCUGGAAUUGAGUUUGGACCAAUCUCAUUCUGAGGUAGACCAUCUGAAGCUCGAGCUCCAAGAAAAGCAACAGGAUAACUUGACACUGGCGCAGGAGGUGGGAUCUGUUACAGAAUCAUUGCAGGAAGUAAAGGACAAGGUCAGGCGAAUGCAUAUACUGGAGACUGAACUGGAGUCGAUGGUAAAGGAGCAUCAGACUUUGCAAAACGAGCAAGUAAAAUUGGAAGCUAGCUUGAUGGAGUCUCAGGAACAGUUGUUGGAAGCCAAUACCAAACUAAUGCAAGCCCAAACCCAACACUUGCGAGAAGUACAAGAGUUAAAGGAGCAAACCAGCAAUAUUGUACCCCAAAACCAGCUGGCACAAUUGCAAAUGAAGAUAGCAGAAGGAGAGCAGAGAGUGCGGCAACUUCAAGAACAGCUUGACACCCAGUGUCAGGAAGCCCACAAUUUGAUGUUUGAGCAGCAGGAGGAAUAUGAGAGACUGCUGAAGCAAAUGGAAGAAAGGAUGGAGGAGGUGGAGCAGAAACUGAAAAAUGUACGAACGACGCUUCAAGAGAAGAUGAACCAGCUUAAGGAACAGUUUGCCAAGAAUGUCAAGUCUGACCUGCUGCUGAAGGACCUGUACGUGGAGAAUGCACAAUUGAUGAAAGCACUGCAGAUUACAGAGCAGCGACAGAAGGGUGCCGAACAGAAGAACCACUUACUGGCUGAAAAAAUUGCAGCUUUGAACAACCUGCUGAGGAAAAUUGCUCCAGCCUCUCUCUCCUAACUCUGAAUGAAAGUUGCAGCUCCAAAGCACAACCUUUGGCUUAAUGCAGAAAAGAGUCUUUGAAAACCAAGACCUCAAACCCAGCACCAACCCAAGUCUACUGAUCCCUGCCAGCCCACGUGCUUCAGUGACAAAGGAUUAUCACAGAAGGCACCUCAAAACACAGAAGUCUCAUCGACACAAAGAUCUUCAAAAUCCAAUGUCAGCACGCUCUCCCAGGCCCACACACCCAGCAGCAAGGAUCUGAUCGCACCCAACCAGCUCUGGAUGUGGGCUCACUAAUACCCAAAAUCUGUCAUAGCAGAAGAAAGCACUUUCUUAAAAGUCUCCCUGAAAAGAAAUGUAAUAUCAUGGGAAUGCUUGGCC
Messenger RNA from Pristis pectinata (smalltooth sawfish), 4865 nucleotides. It is a transcript of the gene ninl, whose product is annotated as ninein-like. The coding region runs from base 171 to 4499 and encodes 1442 amino acids. Gene Ontology annotation, biological process: microtubule anchoring at centrosome. The transcript has 26 exons. Gene Ontology annotation, molecular function: calcium ion binding. Lineage: Eukaryota; Metazoa; Chordata; Chondrichthyes; Rhinopristiformes; Pristidae. The record is from RefSeq and is a predicted model, not a curated record. Gene Ontology annotation, cellular component: centrosome.